UGUGACCAUGAUGGAGUCGACAUGAGCUGAAUACCUGAAGAUUGUGGCUUUACUUUGAAUAUGAUUUUGAACAUUUCCCUGCUGGAUUUCACAUGAAGAAUCAUCAUGGGGACAUCGGAAAAGUGUUUUACAAGAGCUGUUCACACGACGUUGGUCGUGAUGUUCAGCGUUCAACUGGUGAGCACGGUUGAGCGGCAGGUGUUUGACUUCCUAGGCUUUAUGUGGGCACCCAUCAUCGGCAACUUUUUCCAGCUGUUUUGCGUCAUUAUUGGCCUGUUUGGCACCUGUCAAUACAGACCAAGGUUUAUAAUUGUGUAUACAGUAUGGAGCUUGUUGUGGCUGGGCUGGAACCUCUUUGUUAUCUGCAUCUAUCUGGAGGUGGGAGUGUUAAGAAGGGACAAAGAGUUGUACAUAUUAACAAUUGGAACAAAAAAUAAGAGUUGGUGGUUGGAACAUGGAGUUGGGUGCACUGUGACUAACACCUCGUGGAUGAGCUCCGUGCCUCCAGAGGCAAGCCGCCCCAUCCCACCGGAGGAGUUUGUGGAUGGCUGUAUCCUCCAGUACUAUUAUGUGGAAGUUAUUCAUGCUGCUGUGCAGUGUCUGUUAUCGCUUCUGGGUUUUGUGGUGUCGUGCGUCACAAUCUACGCCUACACAGAAGAAGAGGAGUCUUAUGAUCAGUACAUCCGUUACACACAAGCCAGCCCAGCCAAUGAUGAACUGGAGUUUGUCAAGAUGCGAUACCGCUCCCCAGCACACAACGCUUACAGAGACAAUCAGACAUUUGACCACGUGAACAUGGCUGAGUUUACCACGCUGGAGAUGCCCCCCAGCUACGAUACCACAAUGAGGGAUAACAGUAUCGCGGACACGACCGCUGCCAACCUGUACUAUGCUUCUGAUAGGCAGAGUGUUCGCAGCAAGGCGAGCACGCGGUCCAAGCGAUCCAAUCGCAAUGGCAAUACAACUAUAAACAAUAACUAUGAACGGAGAGAGGAACUGCCAUGGGUUCAGAUCACGCCAUCAGCGCAUGGGGACAACACUCAUCACAGGAACUACCCAUAGUGUACAUGUCAUAUCAGUGGAUGUGGGAUAUUGUGCUUUAGUGUGUUUUAACUUAUAUGUGGAAGAGUCAACACCACUUUCGCAAACCCACCGGGAUCAGUCGGAGGUGCAUGCUGCACAGUUCUCUGACACUUGACCUCUGGAACUGUUCUAUUUGGACAUGUGAUACUUUAACAUGUAUGUAUGUGAAGACAGUGCUGUUUCUUUAUGUGUGAUGUGAUAUGAUGCAGGUGGGGAUGAAUCUGACUUGCAUGAAUUCUGUACCUCAAGGAUAGUGUCAAGUGACUGGUUACCAUGGCAACCUUUUUGCAGUUGAUCUCAUACCUCGUCAUACGUCGUGUCAGCGAUACCCUCCUGUUGUAGUUUAUGUCAUACAAUAUGUCAUACAGGACCCUGGCAUGGUAAACUCAUCUCCCAACCUCAUGUGGUCGUAUAUUUAAGCUGGGCAGUUUUCAAUAAUUAGUUUGCAUUAAAGUUUUUUGAACAUAAUUAGUAAAUGCAUAUGCAGGGAUGUGGAAAAUCAAUGUUCUGUGAGUUAUUGAAAAUCCCCCCAAACAUUGUAAGAAGUGUAUAAACAUCCCCAGCAUGACAUUCCACUUUAGUCUGCAUUGUUUACUUCCUUGUUCUGAUUUUGAUCAUGCUUUAUGAUACACUGUUUGAUCAUGCUGACUGGUUGAUCAGAGUACCAUGCAGCCAGUUGUGCAGGGAGACCACUCUUCCUGCUGAAGACAUAUAUUUUAAAUAUUGUUACAGCUAAGCAAUGGAUGCAUUCCUAUUUCGUGUCAGGAAAAGCUGCAGAUGUUCUAAAAUUAAGUCAAAGGCACUGAAUGAUGCAUUUUGUGAGAGCCAUAUUUGAUCAGUUAUAUUCUGGACAAGUAUGCAUGGCCAUCAGACAAGAGAAUUUUCUUAGUUCCCUUGUCAAGGGAGAACUUCACAACUUUGAUAUUUCCACACCCCUGCCUUUUUAUUUGUUAGCCUCUGUUUUGUUACUUGACUAAACUCUGUUAAGUGCUGGACUGUGGUAAUUAGCUGUAUGUUUCAGACAAAAGUGAUAUAUAUGUAUACUGCAUUAUGAGAUAUAGUUACUGCUUAUGCUUCAUAGACUGCUCAUCUGCAGGUACACUGUUAUAUCAUUGUAUGCUGCUGGCAUGACAAGCUCUGUUUGGACAGCUUGCUGAAAGCAGUGCCAUACAACUGGCUAUGUUUAUAGGUAGUUACAGCUGAAGUGUGAUAGAUUCUCAAAUAAAUAAACUUUUUUGUAGGCUUAGAAAUUCUUCCAUUUUUCUAACAGAAUAUAUUAGUUUAUUUUAAAGUAAAAGGAGGAUUAACAGUUGAUCUGUAAAAUCUUUAAUUUUUAUUCCAAGUAUGUAUUUAGCAGCUGCCAAUAAUUUUCUUGUAAAAAACAUGCAAGGAAAGAAAUUAGUUUCCUGUUUCCUGUUUGUAAAAAUGAUGUUUUUUUCUACAUGCAUUCCAGGAAGGUAUUUUAUUUGGUUUUGAAGAUUUGUUGACUUUAUUAGCAGGGUUAAACUUAAUUUGGUAAUAGUGAAUAUGUUUAUGGAAACAUUAUGACAGUAGUUGGUUUUUGUUAGAAAUCCUUUUUUCAGUUCAGUUGUCUUUUAACAUAAGCAUUUCUGUAAUAUUAUAUAUUUAUGAACUUCAACAGCUGUUUGCUGGUACAGACUGCAAGGUUGUAAAAACAGAACAUUAUCUAAAGUAUAUAUUUAUCUACCUAAACUGUCUUCCACUGCUUGGCAAGCAUUUCUUUUAUUAUAAAGUGUCAGUCAGUAAGGGUGCGUAGUGAAUAAAUAAUUGAUCAGUUUCUUUUAGCUUUUAAUCCAUUGUUUUGCGGGUAUAUCGAUUAUUGCAAAUUCGUAACAGGGAGUACAUGUAAUUUAGUCCCUCAGACACUUAACAGGUUAGAGUUAUUUCUGAAAAAAGAUUUUGCAGAAAAAAGGAGCACCAAGAUUUCCACUUGAGACAGCAUCACCAUGAUCAUAAUCACUGUGGUAGAGGUGUGUAUGUAAUCUAGUUCCAGAUGCACUGAAAUGUCAUUGUGUUUGCAGGUGUGUUAGACACAGGUUAGACAGGUGUUCAAACCAGUCCAGUCUGUCACUGCUGCAAUGGAUGUUAGCCUCACUUGUUACACUCACAUGUUGAAUUAUAUAUUGAUAAUUGUAAAUAUGUUUGGACACUAUUGACUAUGACUGUCAUGCAGGUAUCGUUAAUUAUUUAUGGCAUCACUCACAAUUAUUUCUACUAACACCAUGCUGUAUAUAGUGCAAUAGGGGUUAAUGUAAAGUUCCAUUGCAUCUAAACGCCUUACAUUUACCCCUUGUGAAAGCUAUAUUCUGUUUUGUUCUGCCUUGGGUAUAAUGAUCAUUCCUUCAUGUUGAUUUUACUGCUCUUUAUUUGCCAUGGAAGUUGCUGAGAUUUUUCUUAUUUCUGGUUGUGAUUUGUAAAAGAAGUCUUCACAGUUGUAAAAUAUUUGAUGUUGAUAUUUUCAGAACUAGUUUCCUGAUAGUAUGGUUUUAUUAACUAUCCAGGAUUUCAUCAAUAUGGUGUGUGGUAUGGUUUUAAGUGUGGAAAACUUUGGAUAUGGAAAUCUGGUUUUUGUAAUACACACUCAUAAUCCAGAUAAGCAGUUUCUCUUUUCAGCAAAAUUUGUUUUAAUCAUUUUGGACAUUCAGCUGUUUAUUUCCUUAGUUCACUGUAAACAUCUAUGUAAGUUGAUUUUAUGAGUAGUUGGGAUCACUUCCCUUUUAACAAUGUGUUGACUUUAUUGUAAUGUUUUGUGCUCAUUUGUACUUAUAUAAUUGUGAUAUUAUCAAGGGACUCAUCAGAUGCUGUUAUAUCAUAGAUUGUAUUACUCAGUGUUCAUGUGAUUGAUAAUGGACAAUGUCCAGCCAAGAUUGACGAAUUGUCAUUUUCAAAUCUUGCCAUCUAAUAGACAGGUUAGGUGACUGACUUUAAUGAUGCAUCCUACGACUCUUUUUUUUCAUGUUUGUGAAAUUGUCAUGUAUUUGUUUUUCUUCCCAUCAGUUCAUCUCAUAAGCCCAUGCAAAGUUUUGCUUUAAGGAGUUCAAUCCGCCAUUGUUAGGUUUCACAACUUACCUCCAUUGUAUUUUCAUAUCAACUUGAAAAUGUGUCUUUGCCUUAAUCUGGAAAUGCUCAGCUUGCUUGGGCUCACAGUUGCUCUUGUUAUGCUUUAGAAUCACACUGGUCAUGGUUAGUGGAAUAUGAACUGUAUUACAGUUGGAGGUGAAUGUGUGUGAAGGUGCAAUUUGCUAUGCAGAGUUGUGUUUCAUAGCUGUGACAGGAUCUGCUGUGUCAUGGUUUGGUUCAUGUAGUUUAUGAUCCUAGGUUUGUCAGCACUGUUUCUGGGCUUGAGGUAAACAUCGUUGACCUGUAUUACAUUGGGCUUCUGUCCUGUGUGAACCUAAAGUUGUGAUAAACUGAAUGCUGUUCACAGCAUCAUUUAACAGAUUUAUCAAACCACUCCUCACUUUCUCGAAGUUUCACAAGUAAUUGUCUGUUUCAUGCAAAUCAUUGAGGUGGGCUCUUGCAUCAGCCAGAUAGUCAGUCAAACACUCGCACUUCCCUCAUAGGGAUUAACCCUACCAUUCCAUUGUGUGUUCUCAUAGAGGGGUAGGUAUUUGUUCAACAAGGUUCAUUUACUAGUGGAUACAGACUUGUGUUAACUGACUGCAGUUUGGUGCAGGAGCUCUGGCAGCACAUCUGUGAUAGGAGGACAGGAGUCACAUGUAUAGGGACAGUGAAACGCAAGGUUUGUGGAUAGGUUGCACACUAUGUCAGGCUCCAGACAUGAGGAAGAAGUCACUUGAUAAGAGAAGGUCCUGAAGCAACUACACAAUCUGUGUAUUUUUAUCACAUUUAAGUGUUGUCCAACAGUGUUCAUAUGGCUAGUAUUCUUCAUAUACUUGGUCCUCUCUACACAUUAACUUUGGGAUAGGGAUUGGAAGACACCACCUGUCCUGUUUGAGAAACAGUGAUGCAGGUACACGUGGGUGGAUUUAUUUUACCAAAAGUUACUAUUGGCUUCUUGGAUAUUCACAUUCAUUGUGCCACUCAGUUGUGCAUAGGGCAUGUUUUUGUGUUUUGACUUCUCAUGAAGUUUUCUUAUUGAGGAGGCCAAGUUAGGAUUGGCAUUGUCAGAUGUUAUGGGUGCAAGACUUUUAACAAGGAGUUGCAUAACUGCUCAAUUUCAUGUUGCACAGGGAGGGAUGGGUGGAGAUAGGAAGUCUUGAACUCUGGUGUAGGUAUGGACUUCUGUCUGACCAAAACUUUCAUUUUUUCACUGAUGAAUCAUUUACAUGUAUGCAUUGUGAGCUUGGGUAUGCAGCUGUACUAUGAGCAUUGUUCACAAAUAAAACUACCAUUGUCUUGAA
Molecule: messenger RNA, 5468 nt
Organism: Haliotis rubra (blacklip abalone)
Lineage: Eukaryota; Metazoa; Mollusca; Gastropoda; Lepetellida; Haliotidae
Product: sodium/potassium-transporting ATPase subunit beta-1-interacting protein 3-like
Exons: 8
Coding region: 106-1062 (318 amino acids)
Biological process (GO): regulation of sodium ion transport
Source: RefSeq, a predicted model, not a curated record